CUCGUGUGGUCGGCCAACACAACUCGCGGCUCAAACGAUACCAUCGAGCUCCCUAGCUAUGAUCCACGGCCUGCGCCGGCGUACAUGGUGGACAACCAGCACAACUACUACAAGACUGCGCCAGACAAAGGAAAGCAUAAUGGUCCAGUAUGGGCCUAUUCAGGGAGCCUGGAUAAGUACAUGAGCAAUCUUCGAGAGGGGAGAGUGGUACGCGGUGGCUAUGUCGGGUCCAACAAGACCAUAACCACCACUGUCACGUCCCCUUCCAACCGCUCAACGAUACAGGCCACUGACUAUUGGCUCAAGACUCUGGGACCGCUGGGCGCUCAACCGCACGCUGGUGGGAGCGACUACCAGUUCUUUCGGAAUGUGGUUGAUGACUUUAAAGCCGACAACGAAGGAGGGUCGGACGCGACCGAGGCGAUCAACGCCGCCUCGGCCGCCUGGAACAAGGAGUCGGUCGGCGGCAGCAAGACGCGGUGCGGCGAAAAGUGCGGCAACACCUUCUCGCAGGGCGCCGUCGUCUUCUUCCCGGGCGGCACCUACAAGAUCUGCUCGCCCGUGAUCCAGUACUACUACACGCAGUUCGUCGGCGACCCCAACGACAUGCCCAUCAUCAAGGGCUGCGACGAGUUCCAGGGCAUCGCGCUGUUCGAUGUCGAUCCGUACAUCCCCGGCGGGUCGGGCAAGCAGUGGUACAUCAACCAGAACCAGUUCUUCCGCCACAUCCGCAACUUCAGGUUCGACCUCCGCGACAUGCCCGAGUCGACGGCCGAGAACGACCAGGACCUGGUGCCGACGGGCAUCCACUGGCAGGUGUCGCAGGCCACGACGCUGCAGAACCUCGUCUUCGACAUGCCCACCUCCAAGACCACGACCGCCGUGGGCAUCUUCACCGAGAACGGCAGCGGCGGCUUCGUGUCGGACCUCACGUUCAACGGCGGCAACAUUGGCUGGCGCGCGGGCUCGCAGCAGUACACGGCCCGCAACCUCGUCUUCAACAACUGCAACACGGCCGUGCAGAUGGUCUGGGACUGGGGCUGGAACUGGCAGCAGGUCACGGUCAAGGGCGGCUCCAUUGCCUUCAACAUCUCGGGCGUCGGGGGGGACACUGGCCAGGGCAUCGGCAGCGUGUCCAUCAUCGAUUCCACCAUUAGCGACGUGGACACGGGCGUCUUGACCAACAGUCUUGCCCAGUCGCCCAACAUUGUCCUCGACAACACCAAGUUCACCAACGUGGCCACUCCGGUCAGGGCGGCCGGCGGAGGCACUCUCCUGUCCGGGAACUCGGACCUGUGGGCCACGGGCAAGCGAUAUAACGGCGACAAGGGCUCGACAGAGACCGGCACGGUGACGGCUCCAGCUAGGGGUAAAGGCCUCAAUAACAAAGACGGACAGCUCUAUGUGCGCUCGCGUCCGCAGUACGAAACUCUCGGUACCGGGUCCUUCUUGAUCGCCACGACGGAUGGAGGGUGCAAAAACGAUGCCACGGGUGAUCAGGCGUCCUGCAUAAACAGCUUCCUGCGAAAGGCCCUGGAUCAGAAAAAGGUUGCCUACUUUCCGGCCGGAGUGUACGCUGUCGGAUCCACGGUCAACAUCCCCACCGGCUCAGUCGUGCAGGGCACCCUGUGGUCUCAGAUACUGGGGUCGGGCUUUUACUUCAGCGACAUGCAGAGCCCCAAGGUCAUGGUCCAGGUCGGCAACAAGGGCGAGAUUGGCACCAUGGAGAUCACCGAGAUGCUGUUCUCGGUGCGUGGUGCCACGGCUGGUGCUAUCAUGAUGGAGUGGAACGUUGCAGCCUCCGAGCAGGGAGCAGCUGCCAUGUGGGACUCGCACUUUAGGGUCGGCGGAGCCAUCGGCACUGACCUCGACUUGAGCAAGUGUCCCAAGUUCAGCAACAAUGCCGACUGCAUCGCCGCCUCGCUCAUGUUCCGUGUGACGAGGCAGGCAAACGGCUACUUUGAAAACGUGUGGGCGUGGGUGAGCGACCACGACAAUGACGAGUCCAUCUACGACCAGCCCGACUCGAGCUCGACGCAAAUCUCCAUCUUUGGCGCCCGCGGCAUGCUCAUCGAGUCCGAGGGCCCCUCGUGGUUCUACGGCGGAGGCUCCGAGCACUCGGUACUGUACAACUACCUCCUCAGCGGGGCCAAGAGCAUAUACCUGGGUCACAUCCAGACUGAGUCUCCCUACUACCAGCCCAACCCCAGGCCGCCGGAGCCGUUCCGCGCGGCUGCCUCGUUCCCCAAUGACCCCAACUUCAGCGAGUGCGAGAUCGUGGCCGAUGUCUGGGAUGAUCGCUGCAACUACGCCUGGGGCAUGCAGAUUGUCAACUCCCAAGACGUCAUGAUACACUCGGCCGGGCUGUACAGCUUCUUCAACGAGUAUUAUCAGGACUGUAUCCCCACCCACAACUGCCAGGACCGCAUCCUCGAGGUCAAGGGCUCGACCGGCGUCGUCAUCUUCAACCUGUUCACAGUGGCUACUAUCAACAUAGCCAGCGGUAUCGACGACACCAAUGUUCCCCAGGCAGACAACCAGCGUGGCUUCACCACAGAGGUCAGUGUCUGGGUGCCGCUUCCCGGGUUUGAUCACCUCGACAUCGUGUGGGUUGGCACAGAGGUCUGGGACUCGCCCACGGUGAGCUGCCCAAGCAAGUCUUGCCAGCUCAUCAUCCCAACCAGGUCGGUGGGGUCAACUACCAUCCGGCCCAGCAGCUUCACAACCUCGCUCGAGUAUGGAGGCUUCUCCAGCACCACGAUUGGCGGCGUGGGAACCACCGUCUUUGAGACCUCGACCACGACCGUGACCAUUUCUGUUCCCUCUGUCGUAACCGACGGCAUCGGACACUCCAAUGUCAACGUGACAUCGUCUGGCGCAGUGCCCAUCACCGUCUUCCCAAGCGUGGACCUUGACCCUGUUGUGGUGACGCUGCCCGACGGCCAAGGCAGUUCAACAGACAGAACUAUCACCCUGCCGCCCUGGCCUCAGAUUGAGGGCGGUCCAUCCAUGAGCUAUACAGACCCAGCCACCCUGCCAUCCAACAGUGGCUCUGGCCCGGCCACCAGCACGACAUACUAUACUCCCAUCACCAGCCGCAUCACAGUAGGCGGGGCCACGGUGACGACGGUCACGUUCCCGGGCUCGACCGCGGCCAUCACCGUCCACUGCCCGACCGAGACGUCCAUUGUCUUUGCGACACCCCGGAUUGCCGUCGGCACAACAUGUACUGACGAAGCUGACCGCACGCUCAACUUUGCCUGUCCGACGACCCGCGUCUUCACCUUCCUCGGGCCCGCGACUGCUGUGGCCACCGUCGACUGUUCGCUGGUCACGGCCUGGAAGACCGGCUCUGCCGAUCCCACCCCUGAUCCGCUUCCUGUGUUCACGCGCUGGCCAUCUUACGGCCAUAUCGAGCCCGAGGAGCAGGAGCGUGACAAGCCCGAGCCUGACGACGACGGUGUGCACGUGCCCUGCGCGUCCUGGUUCUUCUUCUUCUGCAUCUCGUGGGGACAGGUGCGUGUGCGUUCCUGGUACUGGAUCCUGCCGCCGGGCAUCUACGGGCCGAUGCCUCCCCCGAUCAACAUCAUCCGGCCCCCGCCCGGCGUCACCUUGCGUGGGAACCUGCCCAACUGGCCCAAGUUCACCAUCGGGCCGGACCGCCAGCUUACGACCGAGUCGGAGCGCGAGUGUGAGAAGCAGACGGCCGAGGCCUGCACGACGACCAACUACGUGUCGGACGGCACAACGACGUCGUCAACGACGCUGUGUGAAACCAUCACCGGCUGCUCCACCACCGUGUCUGAUGAAACCACGGAUGUCGUCGGGGACCAGACAGCGGCCCCCAUCGGCACCUGGGGAGACGAGCUCUGGGCAACGCAGACGCUUGGCGAAGACUACACUCGCCAGGUCUUCGCCGCUCUCAGAUCAGAAAUGAACCGCGAGAAGAGCAGCGCCGGCGGGACGACCAUCUCCUCGACCUCAGGUCCGACCGCAGGACCAACAUGCCGUGGCGGAACCACGGCCUGCGGUGGCACCAUCUGCUCGGGCUACUGGUGCCAGCCCACCCCGACCGGCCCUCCGCCCGGCUUUCGUGAUCCCAAAGACCCCAACUCGGACGACUACACGGCGCCCACGACCACCGUCUCAAGCAGCACCUCCUCCACCACCCCCAACGACCCCAAGCCCACUACGCCGCUGGAGCGAGGCCCAAUCCAGUGCUUUGACGAGGCCGAUUUCCCGGGCCACGGGGACAUCAACCCCGACUCUCAAGAUGACUUCUCCCAAGAGUUCAGCAACCUGCGAGGCGGUGUGGCAGACGACUCCAUCGGGCCUGACUCUUCACCCUGGGAGCUCCGCAAGAAGGACGGCCACGGCAUCAACUACUGGUUCAAGGCCGAGUGGGUUACCGGCUGCGUCACCACCGUCGACAAGCAGAGCUUUGGCUUCCCGCUCGGCUCGCCCAGCCUAAUCACCGCGUACCUGCUGGUUCGAGAGGACUUUACAAAGUGUGAGUUGUCUUCAGGACACUACCUUUUUCUACUUUUCCACGAGCAAGAAACGAACAAACUAAUGUCUUCCAGGCAAUAA
Clonostachys solani is the source of this 4590-nucleotide messenger RNA. The record is from the annotation of a GenBank genome assembly. NCBI's taxonomy places the organism in Eukaryota, Fungi, Ascomycota, Sordariomycetes, Hypocreales, Bionectriaceae.